AUGGCCCUCAUCGGUAACAUUAUCGCGCAAGCCUUCGCCGGAAACCCCGCGACGGUCAACUAUGCCAUGUGGACGUCGUCGUUCUCGCUGCUCACGCUCUUCUACCUCAUCCCGGCGUCGUUCAACCCCGAUUGGGCCAUCCACCCGAUCAUCAUGAUCGUCCUCGACGCUCUGAACUUCUGCUUCUUCUUCUCCAACGCGAUUGCUCUCGCGGCUAGACUUGGGUGCCACAGCUGCGGCAACCAGGAGUACAUCCAUAGCAACGAAAUCACCAACGGAUCGGACAACCCUUCGAAACGCUGCCGGGAGGCUCAAGCGUCAGUGGCAUUCCUCUGGUUUGCGUGGGCUGGGUUCGCCGUCUCACUGGUCCUCUCGAUCCUGCAGUCCCGCCGCUCUGGCGCCAACCUGCGUCCUCGUGUUGGCCCUGCCCGCGGCAGCCGUCCCGGCAUGUCGCAGGUCUAA
Molecule: messenger RNA, 462 nt
Organism: Aspergillus puulaauensis
Lineage: Eukaryota; Fungi; Ascomycota; Eurotiomycetes; Eurotiales; Aspergillaceae
Product: MARVEL domain-containing protein
Exons: 2
Coding region: 1-462 (153 amino acids)
Biological process (GO): protein localization to plasma membrane; eisosome assembly
Cellular component (GO): eisosome; plasma membrane
Source: RefSeq, a predicted model, not a curated record